This is a messenger RNA of Aspergillus uvarum CBS 121591, 309 nucleotides long. RefSeq lists its product as uncharacterized. NCBI's taxonomy places the organism in Eukaryota, Fungi, Ascomycota, Eurotiomycetes, Eurotiales, Aspergillaceae. The record is from RefSeq and is a predicted model, not a curated record. Bases 1 to 309 code for a protein of 102 amino acids. Gene Ontology annotation, molecular function: DNA binding; protein dimerization activity. The transcript is spliced from 2 exons.
AUGGUGAUUUUUAGGACGAUCCGUGGGCGGCAUUCAGAUAACCCCCGGUCGAAGCGUCAGCAACGACUACGGCGAAGACUGCGAUUGAUGUAUGGUGCAUUUGAAUACUGUUAUGAAUGUGAUGCGGACAUCUCUCUUCUAAUUCGACUGAAAGAUACGGGCCAAAUCUAUAUCUUCAAUUCUGAUAGCCAAUGGCAGCCACCCAAAGAGCAGUUAGUUUGUAUAGAGACCAACAAGCUGCAGGCAAGUUACUACCCAAAGCCCAAACAAGUGACUCGGGAAGAACUCGCCCCUAAAUACCGAGUCUGA